ACUGCUGAGCCCCGCCCACUCCUGUCACAUGACCAUCCUCACAGGUCCUUCAUCCACAAUCUCUCCUAUCCUGCUGAGCUCCGCCCCCACAUAUACUGGUCACAUGAUUGUGACAUCAUCACAGGUCCUACACCUCCAGCAUCCAGCAGAUACAGAGCAGGUCCCGCUCGGCACUUGGAGGCUCCUCCUCUUCUUCAGGACUAUCCCCUCCAGCUGACCCAGUUGUCUCCUCUUCUCCUGAAUGAUCCCCCAAGGAUGGACAAGGACAGGAAUGAGAUGACUAAGAGAAUAUUACACUUCACCUUGGAGAUCCUCCACCUGCUGACCGGAGAGGAUUACACCAUAGUGAAGAAGACAUGGGGGGAGUGUGUGGCCCCCAUCAGCCAUCUCCAUGAGUCAGGAGGACGGAGCAGGGCCCGGGGCCCCAUCACGGAGCCUCCACCUCACUCACUGAUACAUGAGGAGAAGAUCCUAGAACUCAUCCACAGGAUCACUGAGCUGCUGACUGGAGAGGUUCCUAUAAGGUGUCAGGAUGUGGCGGUCUAUUUCUCCAUGGAGGAGUGGGAGUAUGUAGAAGGACACAAGGAUCUGUACCAGGACAUAGUCAUGAUGGAGGAUCACCGGCCCCUCACAUCACAAGAUGGAGUCAUUGACAGAAAUCCACCCGAGAGGUGUCCCUGUCCUCUGUAUUCCCAGGACUGUCCAGAGGGAAAUGUCCCAGAGAAGCAUCAGGGUGAAGAUCUGAUGGAUAUUAAGGUUGAGGUUAAAGAUGAACCAGAAGAGGAGACGGAUUUCGUGGCCGAUCAGCAGUAUGGAGUCAUUGAUAGAAAUCCACCCGAGAGGUGUCCCCGCCCUCUGUAUUCCCAGGACUGUCCAGAGGGAAAUGUCCCAGAGAAGUAUCAGGGGGGAGAUCUGACUAAUAAUAAAGUGGAGGAUGAAGAAGAGAGGAUGAGGGGCCAUCACCCGUGUAUGAGGGGAGUGAAGGAGGAAAUUCCAGGAGGUGUUACCCCAGAAAAUCCCAGUAAGAAUUCUGAGGGAAACUUCAUGUUAUCCCUGAAUGAUAAAGGAGAAGAUGAAGAUAUGAUGGAGCGCUCCUCAGGAGAAGACCUCCUUACCCCUAAUGUCCAUCCAGAUCUAUCCUGUAAUAAUCCACCUGAUCAUGAGGAACCUUCUCCUGACCAACCACACAUUGUUACCACAAGGAGAGAUCAGAAAGGGAGGAAAAGGGUUCAAUGUGAUGAAUGUGGGAAAGAGUUUACUAGUAGAUCAGGUCUUUUUAGACACAGGAAAAUCCACACAGGAGAGAAGCCAUAUAAAUGUUCAGAAUGUGGAAAAUGUUUUAAAAGUAAAUCAGAGCUUGUUAAACAUGAGAGAAUACACACAGGGGAGAAGCCAUACUCCUGUUCAGAAUGUGGGAAAUGUUUUAGAAAUAUAUCAUAUCGUUCAAAUCAUGAAAGAUUUCACAUGGGAGAGAAGCCAUAUUCAUGUUCAGGAUGUGGGAAAUGUUUUAUAAGUAAAGCACAUCUUACGACACAUGAGAGAAUUCACAGAGGUGAGAAGCCAUAUUCAUGUUCUGAAUGUGAGAAAUGUUUUACACAAAAAUCAGUUCUAGUUAUACAUGAGAGAAUUCACACAGGAGUGAAGCCAUAUUCAUGUUCUGAAUGUGGGAAAUGUUUUAUGAGUAAAUCAGAUCUUGUUAUACAUGAGAGAAUUCAUACAGGAGAGAAGCCAUAUUCAUGUUCACAAUGUGGGAAACGUUUCAUACAAAAAUCACAUUUUUCUAGACAUGAGAAAACUCACACAGGAGAGAAGCCAUAUUCAUGUUCAGAAUGUGGGAAAUGUUUUUUAAAUAAGUCAUAUCUUGUUAUACAUUAUAGAAUUCACACAGGAGAGAAGCCAUAUUCAUGUUCAGAAUGUGGAAAAUGUUUUAGCAGUAAAUCACAACUUUCUGGACAUGAGAGAAUUCACACUGGAGACUGAUUGAUGAAAUAAUGAUUGAUAAAAAUAUAAUAAUAUGGAGAAUGGAAAUCUGAGAUCUCAGGUAACAGUAAAAUGUGAUGUUUCUAAGUUCUGUUGUGAGAAUUAACCCUCGAAUAAACUUCAUAAUGAAACCUAAGCAGAAGCUAAAGCCAACAUCAUCUCUUGGUCAUUA
Molecule: messenger RNA, 2152 nt
Organism: Hyla sarda
Lineage: Eukaryota; Metazoa; Chordata; Amphibia; Anura; Hylidae
Product: oocyte zinc finger protein XlCOF8.4-like
Exons: 9
Coding region: 256-1980 (574 amino acids)
Biological process (GO): negative regulation of transcription by RNA polymerase II
Molecular function (GO): DNA-binding transcription repressor activity, RNA polymerase II-specific; RNA polymerase II cis-regulatory region sequence-specific DNA binding
Source: RefSeq, a predicted model, not a curated record